AUGGCCCCGAUCAACCUGUCCCACCGACGGACGCAUAAUCUCCUGCUGAUUUCCAAAUUGCUCAAUUUGAGAGACACAGCGUCCCCGUUUACCCUGCUGCUAGACUCGCUGGAGCAGCCGGCCACUCCCCUGCUCAAAGAAUAUAUCAGACGUGCAAAGCUCUCCAAAGUCCACGUCACACUCAUUUCAUUCGAAACACUCCGCAAACCAGAUGGCGUCGACGCAUUCAUUUCCGCUCGCCGCAAGAGCCCGGCGGAUAUCAUGUCCGAAGUAGCUUCAGCUCACCAGCCUGCUACAACCACCGGUCCACCGCAACGCCGCCUCAUCCUAAUCGACGCCAUAAACCCGCUCCUAAGCUCCAAAAAGCAAGACCCAACCUUCCAACUAGCAUCAUUCCUAGGCUCAUUCAUCACACCCCGCGACCCAUCGGCCCCAAAAGCCGACGCCUCACUAGUGGUAGCAUACCACUCAGACACCCCAGGCCCAAUCCCAACCCAACAAACCGUCUACAAACCCGCCCACCUCUCCAUACUAACCUACCUCGCAACAAGCAUAAUAACCUUGCACUCAUUCUCGCACAUCCUGGCGCAGAAGGCGGCGCGGGAUCGCAGUCUCGUCGCGCCCGUCUUCGGCCUGGAAGAAGAGCAAGAUGGCGUUAUCCUGGGCCGUUUUGAUCGGUUGAGCGGGACCGGGGCUGCGGAGGGGAUCGUGCUUGAACUUGAGCAUCGGAGGAAGAGUGGGCGCGGCGUGUUGGAGUGGUAUAUCCUGCCUCCUGCGUCGCGGUAUUCGGCGGCUUGCGUGAAGGAGGUUGUUUCGCUUUUGGACGAUAAUGUCCUGUAUAAUCCGCCCGUGGAGCUGGAUGCGGGUGCCGGGGAUGAGGAGCCGACGUCGACGUUUGAGCUUGGGCUUACGGAGCGGCAGAGGAGGGAUCGGGAGGGGGUUGUUUUGCCUUAUUUUGAUGCGCAGUAUGGGGAUGGGCCUGGUGAGGGGGGUCGGAUUCUUUAUGAUAUGGGUGAAGAGGAUGAUUUUGAUGAGGAGGAGGAUGAGAUUUAG
Messenger RNA from Penicillium manginii, 1053 nucleotides. RefSeq names its product Elongator subunit IKI1. Gene Ontology annotation, cellular component: cytosol; nucleus; elongator holoenzyme complex. Gene Ontology annotation, molecular function: tRNA binding. Lineage: Eukaryota; Fungi; Ascomycota; Eurotiomycetes; Eurotiales; Aspergillaceae. The transcript is spliced from 3 exons. Bases 1 to 1053 code for a protein of 350 amino acids. The record is from RefSeq and is a predicted model, not a curated record. Gene Ontology annotation, biological process: tRNA wobble uridine modification.